AUGAGAUCUUCACUUAUACGCUUAGCAAGUGCUUCUCCUCCUCUACCACUAACGGUGCAACAAGCAUCUAUACAACUGAUUCCUCCUAUUCCGCUUUAUAGAAGAUUACUCAGAGCUCAUCGCUAUCUACCACUCGAAAUGAGAUUUAUGGGUGAUUCAUACAUAAAAUCAGAAUUCCGAUUAACUCGAUCAACAGAUAAUCCAUUACAUAUAAUAGCUUUUUUAUCACAAUGGAAAUUAUAUCUGGAUGAACUGCAAGCUUCGACGAUAGAUAGUCAAGGUGUAUGGAGGGGUAGAAGAUUAGAUACUGAUUCGUUUGAAAAAUUGAGUAAAGAACAAGUUGGUCAAUUGUAUGAAUUAAUGCAUGCUACAAAAGAAGUUUGGAAAUCAACGGAUCAAUUGGAACAGGAGGCUCAGGAAGCAGGAGCCGUGGGACCGUUGGAAGGUAAAAAAACAAGUUAG
Kwoniella shivajii is the source of this 462-nucleotide messenger RNA. Its product is annotated as acetate non-utilizing protein 9, mitochondrial. Gene Ontology annotation, cellular component: mitochondrion; mitochondrial intermembrane space. The transcript is spliced from 3 exons. The record is from RefSeq and is a predicted model, not a curated record. The coding region runs from base 1 to 462 and encodes 153 amino acids. Lineage: Eukaryota; Fungi; Basidiomycota; Tremellomycetes; Tremellales; Cryptococcaceae. Gene Ontology annotation, biological process: succinate metabolic process; mitochondrial respiratory chain complex II assembly.